Messenger RNA from Arabidopsis lyrata subsp. lyrata, 1672 nucleotides. RefSeq lists its product as uncharacterized. NCBI's taxonomy places the organism in Eukaryota, Viridiplantae, Streptophyta, Magnoliopsida, Brassicales, Brassicaceae. The transcript has a single exon. Bases 160 to 1386 code for a protein of 408 amino acids. The record is from RefSeq and is a predicted model, not a curated record.
AUCCUUUUUCCUCCUUAUCUUCUUUUACUGCUUUUCUUUGGUCAACAAUUGGUAACUUUUUUAAAUCUAUCUUCUUUUUCCUUCUUAUUUCUUCACUAUAUAUACCUACCUUAUCUUAGUUUUAGAAUCACUUCUCCCCUUUCUUCUUUUCUUUCCCUAAUGGCGGAUGAGUUGUGGGAUGAGCUUCAGAACUUGGCUUUGGGUCGAGAUGAUCCGAAAGUGUUUAUUCCUGAAGGAGUGUAUGCAGCUGCUGUAGCUAGUAACAGGUUAAGUGUGAUUGCGCGCCCUUUAAAUCCAAGAGCUCAAAACUUAUUCUCUAUGGUCUCUUCUUUACCAAGGACUUGGGGUUUAGAUUCCAGAGUUCAUGGAAGGGUUCUUGAUGGGAAUUAUGUUCAGUUCUUAUUCCAAUCUGAAAGUGAUCUUAUUUCAGUAGAAAGAAGGGCACCGUGGGUUUUUAACAACUGGUUUGUGGCUGCGCAAAGGUGGGAGGACAUUCCGGAUGUUGAUUUUCUUACAUCAACGGAACUUUGGGUGCAUUUUAGAGGUAUACCUUUGCCUUAUGUGUGUGAGGGUACUGUUAGAUUGGUUGCUGAAAGAAUUGGAGAAGUGUUACUGGUGGAUUAUCAAGAAUUUACUACUCCUCAAAUUGCCUAUAUUAGAGUUAGGAUUAGAAUUGGUCUUAAUGCUAGGCUGAGGUUCUUUCAACGAGUAAUGUUUGAUUCCGGGGAGUCUGCUCUUGUCAGAAUUCAAUAUGAGCGACUAAGGAGAAUUUGCAGUAACUAUUUAAGGAUUACUCAUCACAGGACCUACUGCCCUUAUAGAAUUCCCUUGCCAGAUCAAAGAGAUGGUGAUGAUGGAGAUCCUAGAAUAGAGAGGGAACGGUGUGCUUUGAGAGAUGAUCUUCAUAGGUCUGAUCUAAACUCUCAAUCUCAAAAUUCUGAAGCCUCUUUUCCAGCCCCAAUCUCGCCUCCACCAAGAGUUGCUGCUCCGCCUCCUAAUGCUGAUGAACUUGUAGCGGCUAUGCCUUGGCUACAUCGAUCAAGAAGUGAUCAUAUUCUGGAUUAUGAGACACCUAAUCCCCAGUCUGUUUCAAGGAUUCAUCAGUUAUCUACUGGUUCUAACUCUUCUCCGACUAGGGAGUCUGAAUUAACUUCUAAACUUGAAGUUGAGUCAACAAGUGAUGACUUUGGAGAAGCAUCUAAAAUAUAUGAAUUGGGAGAAACAUCUCGGAGGUUUGAACAAGGUGAAUCAUCUCACAGAUUUGAAGGUGGAGAAUCUUCAAAACGCAAACAUGGUGCAGUCAAUGAAUCAGUCAGAAGAGACCCAAAACAAAAGGGUAAAGAGCAUAUGAUAGGAGGGAUUCUGAAACCUCCUAAGAAGCGUUAAAUCUGUCACUCUAUAAAGUUCUGUCAUGUUGUGGUUUUUUUGUUGUUAGUUGCUUAAGUUUUUCAGGUAGCUGCUACGGAAGUUGAUAAAGGGGAUUGGCUCUUAGAAUUUCUUUUUGGAAGAGCUUUUUUGAAUAGCUGGUUAACUGGUUUGUUUAGGUUAACAGGAUGGUAGCAGCUUAGUCUAAUCUAUGUUUCUUUUAAUGCUGUUUCUACAUCGAAUGUAAGUGGAAGUUUCCACUGCAGACACUUUUUGUAACUGGUUCUAUAUAAGACGGAAACUUUUA